Acipenser ruthenus (sterlet) is the source of this 2520-nucleotide messenger RNA. RefSeq names its product gap junction delta-2 protein-like. NCBI's taxonomy places the organism in Eukaryota, Metazoa, Chordata, Actinopteri, Acipenseriformes, Acipenseridae. Bases 1367 to 2320 code for a protein of 317 amino acids. The record is from RefSeq and is a predicted model, not a curated record. Gene Ontology annotation, cellular component: connexin complex. Gene Ontology annotation, biological process: cell communication. The transcript has 3 exons.
AGGAGCAGCAACUGGCUGUGGUUGAGACGGAAAGAUUCUGGCUGGGGACAGGUAAGUAAGCUGGGCUGAGUUGAGUGGGGGACGGAGGGGGGUGAUGCUGGGACGCCAGAAUCACCGUCGAGCCCUCUUGAGGUGUCGUGGGCUAGUCGACGAAACACUGAGGAUGGAAGGUGCCCACUUGAAAACCCCAGAGAUGUACCCUACUUAGCUCAAUCCAGACGGUUGUCAUGCUGAUGCGCUGGGGAGGCCGCACUUUGGUUGAUCCCCGGAGCCAGCAUCGCAGCCGUUGUGUGUGCUGAUGCGCCAGGGAGGCAAAAUAAGCUGAUCCCUGGAGCCAGCAUUACACUUCAGCCAUUAACACCAGACAGAAGGAUAUCUACAUCAUCAUAUGGAAGGAAACGUAAAUGGAUGGAGACGCAUAUGGAUCACAUUAGUUUACUGUAAAGCUACGUCUUAGUUGGUGCUUAUCUUGGCGAGAGCCGAGUUCAAAUCAGCAUGAAGUUUUAACAUCUACUCUCGUGUAAUGGAAAUCAUUACAGUACUACUAAAAUAAAGUUGUUUUCAGUUUGCAUGAGUGACAAAUUAUAUUAAACACCAUGGUUUUAAAAGAACGUCGUUAAAAAAAAACUCAUUUAGUCAAGAGAAAAAGCUACAGUAAUUUGUGUUUUAUUAAUUUUGUACCUGGUUACAGCAGCAGCAGCAGGGCUAAUGUGAGUUUCUAACACUUCUCAAACUCCUGGCUCCUGAUCAUUUCAAUAUUAAUUAUAACAGACUUCAUGGAGGGGAGCUCUGAACCCUAGUGCUAGUGUCAGUUUGUAACCCUGGGUGUUGUUGAUGCUGCUGUUGUGUGGUUUUUCAUUGUGUUUUUAUUUCUGUUUUCAGGCUGUAAGCUCCACAAGGACAAGCCUCUGCGGAUCGAUCUGAUUCUGCAUCCUGACUCUCAUCCCGGCUGCCACAGAGUGGAAAGAAGGGGAAAGAUUGGCCUGAGGAGAAAGUGAAAAAAAGGAGUAUGCAGGUUACCAGCCAGACAGCGAGCCAGUGAGAGAAGGAGGAGGGAGGGAGAAGAGAGAGGAGGGAGGUCUCUCUGAACACCAGCAGAGCAAAGAUUCUGAGGGAGAAAGGCACAAGAUUUGAGAGGAGAGAGAAGGAGGGAGAGGAUGGAGAACUAGAAACAGUACACCUGUAACCGCUGCAUAUAUGUAAAUAUACAGAGAUAGAUAUAAGUAAAUCACAAUUAUGAUUGACCAACUUUAUUUUUUCUGUGCUACACACAGAUAGUGAGAUAGAAAGCGAGACGGUGCUGUUGAGUCUGACUGCAGGAGUCUCCUGUUCUCUCCAGUGGGCUGGCUGGCUGUCCGGAGCUGUGAUGGGCGAGUGGACGAUUCUUGAGAGGCUCCUGGAAGCUGCCGUCCAGCAGCACUCCACGAUGAUUGGCCGGAUCCUGCUGACGGUGGUGGUGAUUUUCCGGAUCCUGAUCGUGGCGAUCGUGGGUGAGACGGUGUAUGAGGAUGAGCAGGCCAUGUUCUCCUGCAACACGCUGCAGCCGGGUUGCAACCAGGCCUGCUACGACAAAGCCUUCCCCAUCUCGCACAUCCGCUACUGGGUCUUCCAGAUCAUCCUGGUGUGCACGCCCAGCCUCUGCUUCAUCACCUACUCCGUGCACCAGGCCGCCAAGCAGAGGGAGCGCCGCUGCUCCUUCCUGUACCCCCUUCUCGAGAGGGACUUCGGGGGCAGGGCCGGGGAGAGGAAACUCCGCAGGGUCAUCAACGGGAUCCUGGUCCAAAACCCAGACGGGUGCGGUAAAGAGGAACCGGACUGUCUGGAGGUGAAGGAGAUCCCGAACAGUCCCACUCGGGGCGUCAACAACAGCAUUAAGAGCUCCCAGUCCAAGAGCCGUCGGCAGGAGGGGAUCUCCCGCUUCUACGUGAUCCAGGUGGUGUUCCGGAACGCGCUGGAGAUCGGCUUCCUGGCCGGGCAGUACUUCCUGUACGGGUUCAGCGUGCCGGGGAGGGUGGCGUGCGACCGCUACCCCUGUGUGAAGGAGGUGGAGUGCUACGUGUCGCGCCCCACGGAGAAGACGGUGUUCCUGGUGUUCAUGUUCGCUGUGAGCGGGGUCUGCGUGCUGCUCAACCUCGCCGAGCUCAACCACCUGGGCUGGAGGAAGGUGAGGACGGCCAUGCGGGGAGCGCAGGCGCGCAGAAAGAGUGCGUGCGAGGGGGGGGUGCGAGGAAGAGGGGGCAAGAAAGAUCCGGCCCCCCCGCCCCCCCCAGCCGCGCACAACCUGGGCAGGACGCAGUCCAGCGAGUCUGCGUACGUGUGACAACGGGGCGUCUCUGGUGUCGUCCCCCCACCAGCAUCCUGACUCUUAUUAUGAACGGGUUUUGAUUUCCUGACUCUACAAGACUUUACAGUAAAUGUGACUUUUAAAAAAAAAAAAAAUUUAAAAUGAUAUUGUUUUCUUUGUUGCUUUGUUGGAUCUUACAGGAGAUGUUUGAUUUUCUAUAUCAUCCCCCCCCCCCC